CUGAAAUACGAUGUUGCCAAAUUUCCCUUAUCAACGAAUUUUUUUGUGACAAUUUUUUUUGUUUACAUCUUGUCACAUUGAAUAUUUAACAGCUCUCUAAAUCCAAGUCAAAAUUCUUAAAUUCUUUUCCUUCCAUGUGCCAUUAAAAUUCAAAAUUUGCAAGCCAAAUAAUUAUUAUUCUGACUAGGUAAGUAUGUCCCAGCAGUCAGAAAAGGUAAAAGAAUUCUACGCCAACGACAUCAUUUACCGCUUUGAUAAGAACAAGAAAAUCGUUUUCGGUGUGGUAGUGAAUACCUACGAAAAUUCGCAGGACGACGACGAUGAUGCUGGUGCCCUCCAAAAGGGCCAAAUCAGUGUUUCUUGGGAAAACGCUGUUGAGGAACAGGUCUGGAGACAAUCCAAAGUCCGGCUAGUCAAUAGAAGCAUAAUUCCUGGCGAUAUCGUUCGUCGAUUGGAAGAGGGCAAAGAAACUCAAAGAGGCUACUGUAAAGAUGUGAAGCAGUCCACCACAGUUCAUAUAGUUGGAACUGAUAAGGUUGUUGAACAUGUUUCCAGCGAGAGGCUUCACAACGUCAGACCCUUGGAUAUUGAUGAUGUAGUUUGUUGCGGGAGCAAAGUUGGGCACGUUGAUGGCAUUGACCAAUUAAUAACAAUGCAAUCAAAAGAUGGUUCAAUCGUCGAGUUACUUACUAGCAUUAACAGGGUGAUUGACGAUUAUUGGCUGUGGAAACGAAGCAAAUUCACUUUGGAAAUUUACUAUGCCGGUCAAGAAGUGAUCGGCGUCCCGAGCAAAUUCAAAGAACCCAAGUGGAUAAAAAAAACCAAAGAUAUGCGAAAAAACAUCCAUAAGAGACAAAGAUUUACUAUACAGAAAGUUGUGGAUUGUGUCAUUGAUGUGUCUAUGUACAACGAUUCUGGUCACAUGGAUCUGUCUGAAUUCACCCAACCAAAUAUUAAAACUUUAAAAGUGCUAGAACACCCCAGUGACAAUAGCUUGGAACUUGGAGAAAGGAGAAUAUUGAAAUUAACCUCACGCGAUGUUUUGUUGAAGAAAAAAGAGUGGUACAAAAAACUGUCAAUACUACAUCGACCAGAGGUCCCCAAAAUACGUCACAUAGUCAGUUGUAGUUCGAAAAUCAAUUCGAGAGUGCCCCGAAUUCGGAGUUCUUCUUUGUUGUAUCCCGUCAGUCCUUUGGCUAUUGAUCAGAGUCCGCCUGUUUUUCCUGAUGAUCCGGAAGAUGAGGAUUGGUGGACUGAGGAAGGAGAGGAUUCAGAAGAAGAAAUAACUGAAGGUGUCAGUGAAUCUUCUAGCAAAGAACCAUCCAUAAUUGAAGUCAAAAAGCAUUAUCCACCUAGAGCCAAUGAACUAAGUGCGGGUCAUAGUUUACCAGUUGAAAUUAUUUAUGUGGAAUCCAAAGUCACAGUCGUGUGGCAAGAUGGUACCGAAGAAAAAGAUAUUCCCUCCACCCAAUUGUAUUAUUCCAUAUCUUUGGAUGAUCACGAGUUUUUCCCUGGAGAAUGGGUAGUUAAAGACAAUGGGUCAAAGGAAAAAUGCUUGGUUUCAAGUCAGUACGGCGUUGUACAACUAGUUGAUUAUUUAGAAAGAACUGCAACAGUAAAAUGGUUCAGCUAUUCAAGUGAAGACAAACAAGCCCACUGCGUGAGCGUAGAAGAAGUGAGCGUCUACGACUUGAAAAAACACGCAAAAUUUGUCUUCAGACCGGGAAGUAUAGUGCGUGCCAUAUCGGCUGAAGAAGAACGUGUUGGCAAAAUCGUAGACAGUUGCAUAGAAGGCUUUGUAAUUGUACAAUGGUUGUCGAAAAUCCAAGAAAAAUGUUGGCCUCAGGACAUUGAACUGAUGCCCGAUCCCGAUUUAGGGUAUGCUGAAAGCGAAGGUUCAACAGAUGAUGAAAAAGUUUCUUGGGAAACUGAAAGCAUUGAAUCGUUUGCUGGAAGCGAUUUGACCGACGAAACGGUGUUGCAAAAUAUGGCGGGUCGUUUGGAUUUUGUUAGAUCGAGAAUAGUUUUUCUAAAAGAGGCCUUUAAAAAUCGUAUUAUUACCAAUGACAGUUUUACAAUUCUCAAAGAUUUGCUCUUAAUUUAUGAAAACUAUAGUUAUUUGGAUAAGCUAUUGGGUACUUCGUUUUUUAGUUUAAAAAGUAAACAUUUCCAGGCAUUAUUAUUACAAGCCAAAGAAAAAGCUAAAGCGCAAAAUAUAGAGUUGCGCGGUAGAAUUUUCUCAAACGAUUCUAAUUGGACUGUAACAAAAACGAAAGCUGCCGAACAGGAAAACAUCAAAAAAAUGAUUAAACUAGAAAACAAAGUCAACGCUGAAAUCGAAAAUAAAGAAUCUCCUUCUACUCCAAGCUUGCCCGAUAUCUCCCAGUCCUCUGACACCAUUUCCGAAAGCAACUUAUGCGUGGAAUUAUUGUCAACAUUAAAAAUCCGCAUGGAUUUGUCCUACGCAGAAAUAAUCAGUAGAAUUGGAGACAAUCAGACUUUCAGCGUUUGCACCAAAGCAACUGAAACUAUAAUCACUCCGCCCAAUUGUACACCCUUGCCAAGCGUACCGACUACUCCAGACGAUUCAUUUUCGAUUCUCAGUCCCUUGAAACCCAAAAAACCCCAAACGCUGCUGCCCACUAUUCCGUCCGGCGAAGAAAUUCCCGCUUCUGAAUGGUAUUCUAUGGUCGAUGAAGCACCAGAGAAUCAUCAUUUUUAUACUUCAAAGUUUGAGCCUGGCGAUUCACAAAAGUUUCUCAAGACUGUAAUGAAAGAAUACAAACUUUUGCAAGAUUCGUUACCUCCUAACGUCUGGGUGCGUUCAUACAACGAAAGAAUCGAUUUGCUCAGCGUAAUGAUUCGAGGUCCUGAUAAAACUCCUUACGAAGAUGGGCUGUUUUUGUUUGACAUUAAGUUGAGCAAUGACUAUCCUCGUUCACCGCCAUUGGUGCAUUACAUUAGCUACAGCUCGGAAAGGCUCAAUCCUAAUUUGUAUGUCGAAGGCAAAGUAUGCGUUUCGCUUUUGGGUACGUGGAUGGGCAAAGGUACAGAAGUGUGGGGUCCUAACAGUACUCUUCUCCAGUUGAUUGUUUCAAUACAGGGAUUGAUUUUGGUGUCUGAGCCUUAUUAUAAUGAAGCCGGCUAUGACAAGCAGACUGAAACACAACAGGGAUAUGAAAAUUCGAGAACCUACAACGAAUUGGUGAUAUUAAAAUUGGUACAAAGCAUGACCCUAUUGCUCGAAAAUCCGCCCGAAGUGUUCAAGAAAGAGAUCCUGAGCCAUUUCGAAAGAAAUGCCGAAAAGUGGUGCAAACGAUUGAUGUCGUUUUGUGACAAUUCAGUCAAGCCAGAUUUUCCCCUUCUUCCUGUGAGUAAAGGCCUGAAACUGUCUUUGAUUACUGCGCUCGAACAACUUCAGCAAGUUUUAAUAAAACCAACAGACCAGUAGUACCGUUGGUAUCAUUUCCAUGCUUCUCUUUGAGGAGUGCGACUUUACUUGUUUAUAUCAGUAUUUUUUUUAGUUAUUUUGUUUUUUUUUUUGCUUAUUUUUUUAGUUUAGAAAAAAAAACACCAUUGGUAUCAUCGUUUCCCUGCUUCUCUUUGAGGAGUGAGACGUUAGUAGUUGUUUUUAUUACUAUUUUUUUCUUUAGUUAUUUAGUUUUAAUUUUUUUCUCAUUUUUUUCAAGAAGUUAGUUUUGUUUAUUUAGGGUUACUUAUUUAUUUUUUGCUUAUUUAUUUAUUCCGAAAACGUACCUCGAAUAAAAAGUGAAAGAAGAAAUACAUAAUGCAAGUUUUGGCUUAUGAAGCCAUUCAACUGAUUUAGUGCUGUGGUAUGUAGAUUUAGAAUUAUUUAUUUAAUUUUAAAUAACUCGAGUUGUAUUGAGGAAAUUUUUGUUCAUUCCAUUUUCAAAGGAAAAUCAAAAGCAAUUGUUUAUUCUCUAGCACAAAUAAAAAUCCUUCCCGAAAUAAUGCUUGUUAUGUAGGAUUUUCUAGAAUUUUCUUCAUAAUAAAUACAUACUGUUAUUGUU
Ceutorhynchus assimilis (cabbage seed weevil) is the source of this 4031-nucleotide messenger RNA. The record is from the annotation of a GenBank genome assembly. Lineage: Eukaryota; Metazoa; Arthropoda; Insecta; Coleoptera; Curculionidae.